Molecule: messenger RNA, 4979 nt
Organism: Pangasianodon hypophthalmus (striped catfish)
Lineage: Eukaryota; Metazoa; Chordata; Actinopteri; Siluriformes; Pangasiidae
Product: V-set and immunoglobulin domain-containing protein 10-like 2
Exons: 18
Coding region: 65-4162 (1365 amino acids)
Molecular function (GO): protein binding
Source: RefSeq, a predicted model, not a curated record
UUCAGUUUUUGCCAAUUUCUUUGCCAUUGUGGAUACAGAUUGGUCUCCUGAGCGUCAUGGCACCAUGAUAAACAGACUGUUAGUGGUGCGUGAUUUCUCCAUAACUGCAUUCCUGCUUCCUCUCCUCCUGCACGGCUUGGAGAUCACAGAUCCUGGCCAAGUGGCUUACAGAGAAAACAGAAUCAGUGGAGUGGUGGAACAUGAAGUAACACUGGAAUGUGGCUCCACCCUCCCUGAUGUCUACAUCUGGAGCUUCACCAAACCAGGCACUGAGACAAUUCGAGCCGUGGUGUAUAACUUUGGCAAGGGUCCAAAGCUGCAACAGCUGGCUCAGGACUUGGGUGACCUGAACAUCAUCAAUAACAGUGCCUCUCUGUUUACAAGAACACUUCUUCUAGCUGCAGAGGGCUUGUACACCUGCCAAGCUUUGUAUGACAGUACAGAGGGGCCAAGGCUUUACUACUACUACAUCUAUCUGCGAGUUUUAGUUCCUGUGUCCAAUCCCCACAUUCAGCUGAGUGACUCCUCAGCAGUUGAAGGAUCAUUAUUUUGGAUGCGUUGUGAUCUGGAAAAUGGCACAGAACCCAUUCACUACAUAUGGGAACAGGAGAAUGACAGUGGGGAGGUCAGCAUACUGUCUGAGAGCAACAGAAGUCUGAUCAUCAUUACCUCAGUUAACCGCAACCACACAGGAUGGUUCAGGUGCCUGGCCAGGAACGAGGUCAAUCAGCAGCGCAGUGACCGGAUCUGGCUAGACGUCUUAUAUGGUCCUGACAUGCCACAGAUCAAUGCUUCCGUCUACUCAGUAACAGAGGGGGGCUAUUCAGCACUGGAAAAAGGAAACGUCUCCCUCAUGUGUCAAGCCACUUCAAAACCUUUUAGCCAGUAUGUCUGGUUCUACAACAACUCAGAGAUCUACUCUGGACCACAGCUUACCAUCAUCAAAAUCCUGCGAGUGCAUGCAGGAAACUACACCUGUCUGGCCCAGAAUACUUACAUCAACAACCAUGCACAGAAAACCAUCACUCUCACCGUCUACUAUCCACCAGAUGGUGUUCCUUCAUGUUCUAUUUUCUCAACAAACAACUACACUGACCUGGCUCUCUUCUGUUCCUGGGAGGGGGGUAACCCUCCAGCUACCCUCAGCUGGAGUCCAUAUGUGAAUGGACAGAACUCACUGGGUAUCGCUAACGUCACUCGGAUUCAGCCAGGACCUGAGGUGGCUAACAACUCUGUAUUCACCUGCUAUGGCUCACAUGUUGCACUAAACAGCACCCGAACAUGCAGCACCAGGACAUGGCUGCCCUAUGGAGAGCCUCAGUGCUCUGCCAAUUCCAGCCUUAAUAAUGAGUACCUGAUGUUGUCCUGUUACUGGGAGCGUGGUGUUCCUCUGGCCUUAGUGUGGUGGGCUUCCAGUUCAGGAGACAUGCAGAGUUUACCCGAGGAGAACUCCAACACCUUGUUCCUGCGCUCAAGUGCCACAUACAAUGGCAAAACCUUUGUGUGUCAUGUCAAACAUCCACUGAUUAAAGAGAGCAAGAAAUGUGUGGUAAUACUAGAGAAGCCAGUCUUGAUGCCUCAGCAGAGUGUGGUUUCUGUUUUUGAGGGCAAUGAUAUCCAGCUCACUUGCAUGUUGAGUAAAACUUACCCUCCAGUUACAAAGUACACAUGGUACAACAACUUAAAGCAGACCGUAGGAGACAAACCCAAGAAGUAUGUUGUUCAGCAAGCUGGAACCUGGUCGAACCUGACUGUACGGGAGACAGACAGCAAGGUGGACAGUGGACAUUACUGGUGCUCUGCUACCAAUGCUCUCGGAGGAACAGAGAUUUCCAUUUUACUGCUAGUGAUGAGGCACCCAACACCUCCCAAUGUGACCAUCAGUAAGAUCAUAUACAGUGGGCGUCAGAGGACAAACGUCAACGUGGAGUGGUUGGUUCAGGAAUAUGGUGACAUCACUGGGUUCUUCAUUGAGCAUCAAAAGCUCACUGCCCCUGUAGAGAAGAGUGACAUUGUCCCUGUCUGGCAGAAAGUCACUGAAAAUCUGGACCCCAGCACACGCAGUUACCAGAUCACCAAUCUGGACCCCAGUACCAUGUAUGCAUUCCGUGUAACACCUGUCAAUCGCCGUACCAUUGGAUAUCCUUCUGAGAUCAAGAGCCCAGUGUCAACACCUGUGUCCAAACCCUACAUCCUGCUGAGUGACUCGUCACCUGUGGAAGGAGCAUCAGUGUGGAUGCACUGUGGUCUGGAUGAGGGAACUGCUCCUAUAGAAUACACAUGGGAGCAGGAGAGCCACAGUGGGCUUGUCACCAUAUUAUCCGAGAGCAACAGCAGUUUGAUUAACAUUACCUCAGUGACCCGCAAUCAUGCAGGCUGGUUCAGGUGCCUGGCAAGGAACGAGGUUAAUCAGCAGCGCAGUGACCGACUCUGGUUAGAUGUUAUAUUUGGUCCAGACGUGCCACAGAUUGAUGUAACACCCUACUCAGUAAUGGAUCGAGGAUACUCAGCUCUGGAGAAAGAGACUGUUUCCCUCCUAUGUCAAGCUUCCUCCAACCCUCCCAGUCAGUACGUUUGGUUCUACAAUAACUCCCAGGUCUUCACUGGACCACAGCUCACCAUCACCAAGAUUCUGCGAAUGCACACAGGUUACUACGCCUGUCUGGCCCAGAACACUUACCUGAACACCCGCUCCAAGAAAACCAUCACUCUCACCAUCUACUACCCACCAGACGGCAGUCCAUCUUGUUCUAUUUUCCCAGUGAACAACUACACUGACCUGGCUUUGUCCUGUUCCUGGAAGGGAGGUUAUCCUCCACCUACCCUGAACUGGAGUCCAUAUGUGAAUGGAGACAACAGAGAGGGUGUUACUAUCACACAGAUUCAGCCAGGGCCUGAGACAGCUAACAACUCUGUAUUCACUUGCUUUGGCUCACAUGUUGCGCUAAAUGUUGCCCAAACCUGUAUCACUAGAACUUGGUUGCCAUAUGGAGAACCCAAGUGUUCUGCAUAUGCGACGCGUAAUAACGAGUACCUGAUGCUGUCCUGCUCCUGGGAGGGUGGUGUCCCUCGGGCUCUGCUGUGGUGGGCUUCCAGUUCAGGAGACAUGCAGGGCACAUCUGAGGAGAACUCCAACAUCCUGGUUCUGCGCUCCAGUGCCACCUAUAGCGGCAAAGCGUUUGUUUGCCAUGCCAAACAUCCACUGGUUAAAGAGAGUAAGCAGUGCGUGUUAAAGUUAGAGGCACCAGUGUUAAUGACUCAACGCAGUGUGGUUUCAGUGUAUGAGGGCAAUGAUGUCCAGCUGACCUGCAUCCUGAGUAAAAACUACCCGGCAGUCACAGAGAUCACCUGGUACAAUAACAUAAAGCAGAACGUUGGUGAGACACCCAAUAAAUAUGUCCUUGAGCAAGCUGCCUCCUGGUUUAACCUGACUGUGAGGGAAACAGACAGCAAGGUGGACAGUGGACAGUACUGGUGCUCGGCUGCUAAUGCUGUCGGAGGAGCAGAGAUUCCCGUCUUGCUCCUAGUAAUGAGGUACCCAAUGCCUCCAAACGUGACCAUCAGUAAGAUCACAUACAGCAGCCAGAAGAGGACAGAUGUCAUCCUGGAGUGGUUGGUCCAGAGAGAUGAUGACCUCACUGGGUUCUUCAUCGAGCGUCAGACGCUCCCUGUAGGCAAGAGUGAUGCUGUUCCUCUUUGGCAGAAAGUGGUAGUAGAUUUGGAUCCAAGCACCCGCAGCUACCAGAUCACCAAUCUGGAUCCUAGUGGGAAAUAUGCAUUCCGUGUGACUGCUGUCAAUUACAGAACCACUGGACAUCCAUCAGAGGUCAAGAGCCCAGCAAACCCACCCUUUAAAGCUUAUCCUGCUGUUAUUGGAGCAGCCUUCGGAGGAAUGCUUCUUGCAACAUUAACUACAGUCCUGCUCUUCAUUUUUGUGCUGCGGAUUCGCAACAAUAAUCCUCGUCUUCACGACAUGAUAUUUGGCAGGCAUAACAGCCAGUCCAGAGAAAAUAUCAACUUCCCAGAGGACGAGGUUGUUGGAGGAGCAGAAGACGAGGGAGGCACCGGAGAGACAAAGCCAGGACCAUCGAUGGCACAGUCAAGAUCCGCUGCAAUGCUCACAACCACCUCCUCUGACAGCAACCAGGCAAAAUCACCAUAACAGCGGUCUCUCAAACUGGAGAUUCAUAAUGCAAACCAAAUAUUCAAUCAUCUACUUUCUAUUAACUGACAAUAAAACCCACAAAAUUCAAAAACUUUUCCUGCUUAAAUGGGCUCUAAGACAGUAGGACAGUAGUAGGUAACGCAUUUUUUUAUACAAUUCUUGCUACAGGUUUAAAAUAUUUUUUAAAUGUAUUUUAUACCAUAACUUUAAAGCUUUGAUGGAGCGUUAAUAACUUGCUAGCAAAUUACAAUGUGCUUUACUAAUUAGAAUGCUAUAGGAGUUCAUAUACUGCAGUCAAAUCUUAUUAGUCAGAAGGUGAUUGUCUGUCACAACAGCUGUGACAAUAGUGCACGACAAGCUGCAUUUUUGUAUUAUUAACUUCUAGAGAGAGAAAAAAGAUAGGUUGAUGAGGUGAACAACUGUUUAUAAAUGCUCAUAACGUAAGUGAUAACAGGAACUAACUUGUUUCACGAAUGUUCCGCAACAUUAAAUCUAACUAUAAAUGGAUAAAAACUAUGAUGUGUCAUUCUUUAAUAAUUAAACACUUGUUAAUGUUGGUACAUUGCUGUGGAAAAAGAGGAAUAAAACACUUCGGGGCAUGCUGUUAUUGGAAAAUAAUCAACUUAAGGGUGGUAAUUCUUUGUAUUAUCAUCUGCUUUGAGUUUAAAAAUAUACAGAGAGAGUGAGAGAGAGAGAGAGAGAGUUGGAAAAUUACACACAAUGGAUGAAAAGUGAGAGGAAUAUUUAGUGUCUUCCCUUAAAGAAGCCCAUUGAGAUUGUAGUGCAAUAAAAAAAUAAAUACAGUAUGUUGUAU